Molecule: messenger RNA, 1046 nt
Organism: Carya illinoinensis
Lineage: Eukaryota; Viridiplantae; Streptophyta; Magnoliopsida; Fagales; Juglandaceae
Product: actin-depolymerizing factor 7-like
Exons: 3
Coding region: 401-868 (155 amino acids)
Biological process (GO): actin filament depolymerization
Cellular component (GO): cytoplasm; actin cytoskeleton
Molecular function (GO): actin filament binding
Source: RefSeq, a predicted model, not a curated record
CAUUUAAUGCAAAGUUUGUAGCGGAAUGAAUUGUUCAAUCCCAAAAAAGAAAAGCUAAACAAAGAUUAUAUGCAUGCAAUGCCAACUCUUAAUUCAAUCUCUCAUCAUUCAUCCUGAUCGCCAUGCAUCCACCUCUAUUUUAAUUAUAAUCCUCCUGAAAAUAGCCACCCAUUUCUCAUGACCCUAUCAAGUAAUCCAGGGGGAUCUUCUUCUCUUUCUUCUUCUUCUUUUCGUUGAUCCAGAUCCAUUACUGUUACUCGGUUCCUCAUCUAUCGACUGCUUUCUGCUUAGUUUUCUUUAAUUUUUCUCAUUCCCUAAUUGGGUACUACUCAUCCAUCAUCGGAGAUUGAAGAUCAUAUAACAACGUACAUGGUAUGUUCUCAAACCUCUUUAGCCAAACAUGUUCCUUCAUACGACAAAGCUCGCUUGGUGCAUCAUGCGGUGGUUGGAGGCAAAUGCAUCAUCUGGAAUGGCUGUACAUGAUGAUUGCAAGCUCAAGUUCUUGGAGCUAAAAGCAAAGAGGAACUAUCGAUUCAUUGUGUUUAAGAUUGAAGAGAAGAUCCAACAAGUGAUUGUAGAGAAGCUUGGGAAUCCUGAUGAAACCUAUGAUGAUUUUGCUGCCUCCAUGCCCGAAAAUGAGUGUCGUUAUGCUGUCUUUGAUUUUGAUUUCACUACCAACGAGAAUUGCCAGAAAAGCAAGAUUUUCUUCAUUUCAUGGGCACCUGACACAUCCAGGGUGAGGAGUAAGAUGCUUUAUGCAAGCUCGAAGGACAGAUUCAGGAGAGAAUUGGAUGGGGUUCAAGUGGAGUUGCAAGCAACAGAUCCAAGCGAGAUGAGCUUUGAUAUCAUUAAGGGGCGAGCUCUCUAAAUCAUCUUUAUAGUAUUAAUUCACUGUUAUCUUCAAAACAAAGCCUGAUUGUUCUGAUCUAUUAUUGUUCGAGUACUUGUACUGGAGAUCAUCUAUACCUCUUUUCCGGUGACUUUUUCUUUUUUUUUGUUUGGAUCAUUGUUUGGGUUGAAUCUGAAAACUACGAUAUUUCAUGUUA